AUGAGUUCUAGUUUUUCAUUUUGGACUCUCUGUCUCAUUUUAGCAUCACUAGUCUCUUCUUCUUUCUGUGCUGCUCCAAGGAAACCAGUGGAUGUUCCAUUUGGCAGAAACUAUUACCCAACUUGGGCUUUUGAUCAUAUCAAAUACUUCAAUGGUGGUUCUGAGAUUCAGCUUCAUCUUGAUAAAUCCACUGGUACUGGUUUUCAAUCCAAAGGUUCAUACUUGUUUGGUCAUUUUAGUAUGAACAUUAAGAUGGUUCCUGGUGAUUCAGCUGGAACAGUCACUGCUUUCUAUUUAUCUUCAACAAAUUCUGAGCAUGAUGAAAUAGAUUUUGAGUUCUUGGGGAACAGAACAGGACAACCUUAUAUUUUGCAAACAAAUGUGUUCACUGGUGGUCAAGGUAACAAAGAACAAAGGAUCUUUCUUUGGUUUGAUCCUACAAAAGAGUUCCACAGAUACUCCAUUCUAUGGAAUAUGUACCAGAUUGUGUUUUUUGUGGACGAUGUUCCCAUAAGAGUAUUCAAGAACAGCAAGGAUUUGGGAGUAAAAUUUCCAUUUGACCAACCAAUGAAAAUAUACAAUAGUUUAUGGAAUGCAGAUGAUUGGGCAACAAGGGGUGGUUUAGAGAAAACAGAUUGGUCAAAAGCACCAUUCGUAGCUGGAUACAAAAGCUUCCACAUUGAUGGUUGUGAAGCCUCUGUUAAUGCUAAGUUUUGUGCUACACAAGGUAAAAGAUGGUGGGAUCAACCUGAAUUUCGUGAUCUUGAUGCUGCUCAAUGGAGAAGAUUAAGGUGGGUUCGUCAAAAAUUCACCAUUUACAACUAUUGCACUGAUCGAAAACGUUUACCUCAAAUACCACCUGAAUGUACAAGAGACCGUGACAUUUAAAUUUUCAUAUACUCUAUUUGGUCUAAUUUAUGUUAUGUUUUCAAAUACCAUGUCACAUUGUUGUCAAGGAUACAAAAGACCAUUUCAUAUCAUGUGUUUGUUUCUCAUUGUAUUAGACGUUUUAUCGUUUCAUUAUUUAUUUACAUUAUUGUUCCAUCGAGUUAUGUAAAUUGAGAAGUAAUGUUAUGUAUUUGUAAUUUUAUUUUCUCACAUCUUAUUAUAUAAUUUUAUAAUAAUUUUUAUUA
Molecule: messenger RNA, 1133 nt
Organism: Cicer arietinum (chickpea)
Lineage: Eukaryota; Viridiplantae; Streptophyta; Magnoliopsida; Fabales; Fabaceae
Gene: XTH1
Product: xyloglucan endotransglucosylase/hydrolase
Biological process (GO): xyloglucan metabolic process; cell wall biogenesis
Cellular component (GO): cell wall; apoplast
Molecular function (GO): hydrolase activity, hydrolyzing O-glycosyl compounds; xyloglucan:xyloglucosyl transferase activity
Source: RefSeq, marked provisional